This is a messenger RNA of Episyrphus balteatus (marmalade hoverfly), 1611 nucleotides long. It is a transcript of the gene temp, whose product is annotated as protein prenyltransferase alpha subunit repeat-containing protein 1-B. Bases 145 to 1269 code for a protein of 374 amino acids. The record is from RefSeq and is a predicted model, not a curated record. NCBI's taxonomy places the organism in Eukaryota, Metazoa, Arthropoda, Insecta, Diptera, Syrphidae. Gene Ontology annotation, cellular component: cytoplasm. Gene Ontology annotation, molecular function: protein prenyltransferase activity. Gene Ontology annotation, biological process: protein prenylation. The transcript is spliced from 3 exons.
AAAAAACAAUGUCAAGAAUCUAACCGCGUAAAGACAAAAAAAAUUCUAGACACAAACAAUAAAUUAAUAAUUAUACUAGGUGGUGGCCUUCCCUGCUUCCCAUUCAAAUACCUUGCCAUAAGAGGAUCUCUCUUCUAGAAAAAAAUGGACAACGAGAAUGAAGUUUUGUGCGAAAAAAUCAUCAACGAAAUUAAUGCAGUUUUUGUCAAGGAUCCUGAUUUGUGUUCUUUCGAAAUAAUUCCUACAGUUUUGAAUCAAAACAAAUCACCCGUCAUCCACGUCGAUCACAAUCUGGGUCUUGAGUCGUGGUGUGCUAAACAUGUCUACGACUAUGCGCACAAAACAAUAAUUUCAUUGAAACUCUCAAAUCGAUAUCUCUAUAACGAUUCAAUCAUCAAGUACGUUAACAUUGCGCUUCUAAUAAAUCCAGAUGUGACAUCGUUUUGGCACAUCCGCCGUCAGCUUAUCCAGAAGAACAAACUCAAAGUGCACAAAGAAUUUCAGUAUUCCGCUCUUGUUUUGAGCAAAAAACCGAAAUCUAGUGAAGCCUUUGCCUAUCGUCGAUGGCUGUUUUCAUUUCAAAGCAUUGAAUCGAUCGAUUGGCCAAUGGAAAUUGGCAUCUGCGAUCGCUGUGCAGAUAAAAGUUCGAGUAACUAUCAUGCCUGGUCUCAUCGGCAAUGGGUGUUGCAAAAAGAACCGCAACUUCUAAAGACCGAAAUUAUGCUGACGGAAAAAUUUAUGCGCAAGCACAUAAGCGACUAUAGCUGCUAUCAUUAUCGACAAAUGGUUCUUUACAAACUCUUCGAACUGAGUUAUUAUGAUAGCGAUGAAAUCACCAGCAACCUUAACUACAUAAGGGACCUUAUUAAUUUUUAUCUCAUUGACGGAGUACAAUCAACCGAAAAUAUUAUAAGUACGUUAUUGCCAGGAAGCGAUUUACAAGCAAUGGGCGAAGAAAGACUCAAGUCUUUUCUCUUCUGUUGUAAUCUGGCUGCCUAUGAUAUUAAAUUCUGUGAUGAUCAGAAAAAUAUGUUCGGACCAAGAGAGUCGUUCGAGAAUCAUCGUCGUGCGAUGUUAAAAUUUAUAGUCGAUCAUUGUGUUAAAUUUAACAGUACGAGUGACUUUUAUCAACAACCACUUUCCAAAGUCUCAAAAUAUGACUAUUCGUCGAAUGCAUUUUUGUCAGCGUUAAAAAAAUCAGAAGGCUUAAUGGGUGAACGCCACCGUCGAUGGUGUAACCUGUUUUUAGGCUUUGACUAUAGUAAUUGAUAUUCUUCUAUUUCUUCUUCCUGUUUAAAUAAAACAUUGUUCGCGCACGUUUUUGUAUUUAUACGUUGUCGUCUGUUAGAAUCUUUUUCUUCCAGUCUUGUUCUAUUUAAGCUGCUAAAAUGCUAUCAGUGAAAUAAUAACACGCCUCUGCGAAAUAUUUUUCUCUCUUUUUAUUUUUAUUUGUUAUAUCAAUAACUUUUCAUUGCCAAUUUUGAAAAUAUUAUUAUUAAAAAAAUAUUCUUUAAGUAGACGAAUUGUAGAUUAUAUUUUAAUGAUAAAAGCAUAAAAAACAAAUAAAAUUUGCACGUUAUUUUAAAUAACGGAUAUUACCUCGUAUAUAAU